Molecule: messenger RNA, 6266 nt
Organism: Trifolium pratense (red clover)
Lineage: Eukaryota; Viridiplantae; Streptophyta; Magnoliopsida; Fabales; Fabaceae
Product: nuclear pore complex protein NUP205
Exons: 44
Coding region: 191-5947 (1918 amino acids)
Cellular component (GO): nuclear pore
Source: RefSeq, a predicted model, not a curated record
CGCCACCAUCACUCUUAAGCUGCAAAUUUGUUUUUGCGAGUCACUCUCACUUUCACUUCAUUCAUUAACUCAUUCCCGCCCCAAAAUUAAAAUAGCUUAUACCUAACGCGCAGAGAGAGAGACACUAUAAUACUCUCUCUCUCUCUCUCUCUGCUGAAACUUUUAGGGUUUCAUUCCAUCACCGUCACAAAUGGUUUCUCCGAAGCAACUUCUAUCAACACUUGAAUCAGCGCUUCUCGGUUCAUCUCCUCCAACGCCAUCGCAACGUGUCGAAGUUUUGCACGCCAUUCGCACUUCUCUUCAAUCCUUCCAAUCCCUUCUAUCGUAUCCGCCUCCAAAACCCUCUGAUCGAAGUCAAGUUCAGUCAAAGUCAAUUAGGCUUCAAGAUUCUUCUCUUAUCACUCUUGAUGACCAGGAUGUGCAAAUUGCACUCAAAUUGAGCGAUGAUCUGCAUCUAAAUGAAGUUGAUUGCGUUCGCUUGCUAGUAUCGGCUAAUCAAGAGUGGGGUUUAAUGGGUAGGGAACCGCUGGAAAUUCUACGGCUUGCAGCAGGACUCUGGUAUACAGAAAGAAGAUAUCUGAUAACAUCCGUCCAUCUUCUGUUGAGGGCUGUGGUGCUUGAUCAGGGACUUGAAGAUGAUAUAUUGGUUGACAUACAAAAAUAUCUAGAAGAUGUAAUCAAUUCUGGACUUCGACAGCGGUUGAUUUCUCUUAUCAAGGAACUCAAUAGAGAAGAGCCUUCUGGCGUGGGAGGUCCUCAGUGUGAACGCUAUGUUAUUGAUUCAAGAGGUUCUCUUGUGGAGAGGCAGUCAGUUGUCUCCAGGGAAAGACUUAUUUUGGGACACUGUCUUGUCCUUUCUGUUCUGGUUGUUCGAACAAGUCCUAAGGAUGUAAAAGACUUAUUCUCUAUUUUGAAAGACAGUGCUUCCGAAGUUAGUCAGAGCAAUAUUGCCAUAAAACAUCAGAUUACCUUUAGCCUUCUAUUUGCCCUUGUAAUUGCAUUUGUAUCAGAUGGUUUGAGUACAGUGCCGGACAAAGCAUCUGUCCUUUCUUCAAACACAUCCUUCAGACAUGAAUUUCACGAACUUGUAAUGGCCACUGGAAAUGAUCCAAUUGUUGAGGGAUUCGCUGGUGGCAUAAGGCUUGCUUGGGUGGUACAUUUGAUGUUAAUACAAGAAGGUGUUGCAGCAAGGGAAACUGUUUCAAGUGCUUCAUCAAAUGAAAUGAGUUACCUUAGUCAAUGCUUGGAAGUCGUUUUUUCAAAUAAUGUCUUUCAGUUUUUACUGGAGAAAGUUCUUCGAACUGCUGCCUUUCAGACAGAAGAUGAAGAUAUGAUAUAUAUGUACAAUGCUUAUUUGCACAAGCUGAUUACAUGCUUCUUGUCUAACCCUCUAGCUAGAGACAAGAUAAAAGAAUCCAAGGAAAAGGUUAUGAGUGUGCUUAGUCCAUACAGAGUUGUUGGAUCACAUGAUUUUGCACAGAACAGUAGCUCAAUUUCUCAACAAGGCACUGAAACAGGCUCUUUACCAUUUAAUUCAAUCUUGGACUUUGUGAGCGAAGUUUAUCUGAAAGAACCAGAGCUUUUGUUGGGAAAUGACGCGCUGUGGACAUUUGUAAAUUUUGCUGGAGAAGACCAUACAAAUUUUCAAACGCUUGUGGCUUUCUUGAAUAUGCUGAGUACCUUGGCUUCUAGUCAUGAAGGUGCUUCGAAGGUUCACGAGUUGCUGCAAGGUAAAGCAUUCCGCUCGAUUGGCUGGAGCACUUUGUUUGAAUGCUUAACAAUUUAUGAUGAGAAAUUCAAACAGUCCCUUCAAACGGCUGGAGCAAUGUUGCCUGAAAUUCAGGAGGGGGAUGCAAAAGCACUUGUCGCAUAUUUAAAUGUUCUGAAGAAGGUUGUGGAAAAUGGAAACCCUAUAGAAAGGAAAAACUGGUUUCCUGAUAUUGAACCACUGUUUAAACUGCUUAGUUAUGAAAACGUACCCCCUUAUCUUAAGGGCGCUUUAAGGAAUGCAAUAGCCACAUUUAUUCAUGUCUCUCCAGUGUUGAAGGAUAGCAUAUGGACCUUUCUUGAGCAAUAUGAUCUGCCAGUAGUUGUUGGGCCUGAAGCCCAGGGCAGUCCAUCCAUGGGUACUCAGGUUUAUGAUAUGCAAUUUGAAUUAAAUGAGAUUGAGGCAAGAAGAGAACAAUACCCUUCAACUGUAUCUUUCCUUAAUUUGAUAAAUGCUCUUAUUGCGGAAGAAAGAGAUUUGACUGAUAGAGGGCGAAGAUUUAUUGGAAUAUUUAGGUUCAUCUACGAUCAUGUUUUUGGGCCAUAUCCUCAAAGAGCAUAUGCAGAUCCAUGCGAAAAAUGGCAGUUGGUUGGUGCUUGCCUUAAACAUUUUCACAUGAUACUAACCAUGUAUGACAUUAAGGAAGAAGACUAUGAGGGUGUAGUUGACCAGUCCCGACUUUCAACAACAAAAGAAUCAUCAUCACUUCAGACACAACUUCCUGUUUUAGAGUUGCUGAAGGAUUUCAUGAGUGGAAAGACUGUCUUCCGAAACAUCAUGAGUAUUCUUCUGCCAGGGGUGAAUUCCAUCAUUGCUGAACGCAGCAGUCAAAUACAUGGGCAGUAUUUAGAGAACGCGGUGCAACUUUCUUUGGAAAUUAUAAUACUUGUCUUUGAAAAAGACUUACUUCUUUCUGAUUAUUGGCGUCCACUGUACCAGCCAUUGGAUAUUAUACUCUCACAUGAUCACAAUCAAAUAGUGGCUCUUUUGGAGUAUGUCAGAUAUGAUUUUCAACCACAAGUUCAGCAAUCAUCUAUCAAAAUCAUGAGUAUUUUAAGGCAUUCAAUACCUUUCCAUUUUCUUAUUCUCAAUUUAACAGAAUGUCAUUCUGAGUCUGCAAUUGAUAUAUUUGUGCUUUGUGGGUGCAGCUCUCGUAUGGUUGGGCUUGUUCAACUAUUGCUAAAAUCUAAUGCCUCAAAUAGCUUGAUAGAAGAUUAUGCAGCCUGCCUUGAGGCACGGUCAGAAGAAUCUCAGAAUGUUGAAAAUAAUAAUAAUAAAAAUAAUAAUGAUCCUGGCAUUCUUAUUCUGCAACUUCUAAUUGACAACAUCAGUCGGCCAGCUCCAAAUAUCACUCAUUUACUACUUAAAUUUGAUCUAGAUACGCCUGUUGAGCGGACAGUUUUACAGCCUAAAUUUUAUUACAGUUGCAUGAAGGUUAUUCUUGAUAUUCUGGAGAAGCUUUUGAAGCCAGAUUUAAAUGCAUUACUUCAUGAAUUUAGUUUUCAGCUUCUUUAUGAGUUGUGCAUUGAUCCAUUUACAUCUGCUCCUACAAUGGAUCUGUUGUCAAAUAAAAAGUAUGGAUUCUUUGUCAAGCACCUUGACACAAUUGGCAUUGCUCCACUUCCUAAACGUAACAACAACCAGCCGCUUCGUAUUAGUUCCCUUCAUCAGAGAGCAUGGCUCUUAAAACUUUUAGCAGUUGAGCUACAUGCUGGUGAUGUUAGUAGUUCCAACCAUAGAGACACUUGUCAGACAAUCCUUUCUAAUAUUUUUGGACAAGGUACAACUGGAAUUGAUGAAGACCAGGCCAUAUAUCCAUUUUCACUUCACGAUAAUUCUGGAAAUGCUGAUUAUAGAACUGUUAGUAAGAAUAAGGUAUUAGAAUUGCUUGAAAUCAUCCAGUUUAGAUGUCCAGAUACCACUACUAAGCUGUCAUAUACUAUGGCCGGCACGAAGUAUGACUUGCUGGCAGAAGACAUACUGGGAAAUUCUGGAAAAGGUGGUGUCUACUAUUAUUCUGAGAGAGGUGACCGACUAAUUGACCUUGCUUCCUUCCAUGACAAACUUUGGCAGAAAUAUAAUUCUGCAUAUCUUCAGGUGAGUAAUCUUGGCAGUGAAGUUGAGCUAAAUGAUGCACGAGAGACAAUUCAACAGUUGCUGAGAUGGGGAUGGAAAUACAAUAAAAAUCUUGAAGAGCAAGCUUCACAACUACAUAUGUUGACUGCCUGGUCUCAGAUUGUUGAGGUGUCUGCAUCUAGAAGAUUAGCAAUGCUUGAAGAUCGGUCUGAAAUUCUCUUUCGGAUCCUUGAUGCGUCUCUCAGUGCAUCUGCUUCUCCAGACUGUUCACUGAAGAUGGCAUUCAUAUUAUCACAGGUAGGAUUGACAUGCAUGGCUAAGCUGCGAGAUGAAAGGUUUAUGUUCCCAGGAAGUCUAAGUUCUGACAGUAUAACAUGCCUUGAUCUUAUUGUGGUUAAACAAUUAUCAAAUGGUGCUUGCUUGACCAUAUUGUUUAAGCUUAUCAUGGCAAUUCUUAGAAAUGAAUCAUCAGAAGCUCUUAGAAGACGCCAAUAUGCCUUGCUUCUUAGCUAUUUCCAGUAUUGUUUGAAUGUGGUUGAUCCUGAUGUUCCAACCUCAGUUCUUCAAUUCUUGCUGCUCAGUGAACAAGAUAGUGAAUAUAUUGAUCUCCCAAAGAUUGACAAAGAACAGGCAGAACUGGCUCGUGCAAAUUUUUCUACUUUGAGGAAAGAGGCUCAAAGCAUAUUGGACUUGGUCAUAAAGGACGCAACCCAUGGCAGUGAACCUGGAAAAACAAUAUCACUCUAUGUUCUUGAUGCGUUGAUUUGUAUAGAUCAUGAGCGAUAUUUCUUGAGCCAACUUCAAAGCAGGGGAUUUUUAAGGUCUUGCCUUAAUGCCAUAAGCAAUAUUUCCAAUCAGGAUGGUGGUCUCUCACUUGACUCUUUGCAGAGGGCAUGUACGUUUGAGGCUGUACUUGCUGUUCUACUAAGAAUCAGUCACAAAUAUGGGAAAUCUGGAGCACAGGUACUAUUUACCAUGGGCAUAUUGGAACAUCUUUCAUCAGGCAGGGCAACCAAUUUGCAGGGAGGAUUAAGAUGGGUUGAGACAAGACUUAGGAGGGAUAUGGCUGUGGAUAUUGAUAGACAACGGAUGAUUAUAACUCCGGUCUUGAGAUUAGUCUUCUCAUUAACUUCGUUGGUUGAUACAUCAGAUUAUAUGGAGGUGAAAAACAAAAUUGUUCGUGAAGUGGUUGAUUUUGUCAAAGGUCAUCAAUCACUCUUUGAUCAAGUUCUCCGUUUAGAAAUUGCUGAAGCGGAUGAAUUAAGAAUGGAGCAGAUCAAUCUUGUUGUUGGUAUUCUGAGCAAGGUUUGGCCAUAUGAAGAGAGUGAUGAGCAUGGUUUUGUUCAAGGGCUUUUUGGUUUGAUGAAUGUUCUUUUCUCUCGUGACUCAAACUCGAAGGUUCUAGGUUUUCCUCGAUCAAGAGUGUCCCCUGAGAAUCAGAGAAGUUCAGAGCUACAGAUAUUUAAGUUGUGCUUCAGUCUGAGCUCUUACUUAUAUUUUCUUGUCACAAAGAAAUCCUUGAGAUUACAGUCUUCUGAUGCCUCCUCCAAUUACCCUACUUCUGUUGGAUUUCAACAACCUACAUUGAGCUUGCUUAAUUCUCUACUCACUUCAGCUACAAAUGCACUUGAAAGGGCAGCUGAGGAGAAAUCCUUAUUACUGAAUAAGAUUCGAGACAUUAAUGAACUGUCAAGGCAGGAGGUGGAUGAAAUCAUCAGUAUGUGUGUCCGGCAAGAAUCUGUUUCAUCUUCUGAUAACAUACAAAAAAGGAGAUACAUAGCAAUGGUAGAGAUGUGUCGAGUGGUUUCUUGUACGGAUCAGCUGAUUGUUUUAUUGCUCCCGCUCUCUGAACAUGUGCUAAAUAUAUUCCUCAUCCACCUUCAGGAUUGCUCUGAUGCAUUUGAAUCUACCAUGACCACAAAAACAAUUACAUAUGGUGCAACGUAUGAUCCACAACAGGACUUUGCUUUGUUAUGUGGACAGUUAGUUCCAACCCUUGAACGACUUGAGUCGCUAAGUGAGGAGAAAUUAGGGCAUAAUCUCAAAGUAUUCUGCCGAUUAGCAACUUCUGCCAAAGAGAUUGCAAUCCAGAAGAUGGUUUAGUAAGUAUCCAUAAAAAUUCAAAAAUUGCUUGGAUUAACGGCCAUGUACAUUGUAUAUUAUGUCAGAGUCACAGAUUUGAGUUCAACCAGUAAGAUAUUAACAGUUGCAGAGUGGUGAGUGAGAUUUUGUAGUGUAUUGAUGAAAAGUUUUGUUUAAAUGUUGUAUUAUAUUAACCUAUAAUGUAAAGUCAGUAUUAGUAAUCAUCAUAUAUUUGCAAGUAGAGUGCUGCACUGCUAGCAGCAAUAAUUAUAUUUGUAGUUCUUCAAAAAAAUUAUAUUUGUAGUUACUUAUAUUAAUGUAGUAAUUAACGUUUGCUGUU